GUUGCCGAGCUGGAGGACUUCUUAUUUGGUGGCAGCAGUGCAGCGCCGCGACGUGAGGGGCGCGCGGCCUAUGGUUCGUUUGGCGCCGGCAGCGACGACGACGAGUUGGACAUUGCAGACCUCAUCCGACAGGCAGGCGCCAUACCCUGCGCGGGUCAUUUGGAGUGCAGAGAUUGCGUUGGGGACGGCGGCAAUGGGGAGCCGCUGCUGUUCGUGGAGGACCGCCGGGGGGCGGAGCCGCCGCCGGGCCUAGGCCUGCCGCGACAGACUCGCGCGCAGCGGCGCGCGGCGGCGCUCGCCGCGGCCGGCGGGGGCGUCGUCAGCGAGGACGGGGACGAGCAGCGGGAAGGGGCUUUGGGGGCGGCUGCACGGGGGGGCGGCGGCGGCAGCAGCGACGAGGCCGGAGGCGACAGCGACGCGACAGCGGGCAGCGACGACAGCGACAGCGAGCCGCCGCGGCGCGCGGCCCUGCGCGGCCCCGACGCGGCAGCGAGUGGCUCCGAUGAUGGAGAGGGGGACGCGGGCGCCGCGGGCCCGGGCCCUGGCAGCGCGCGGCCGCGUGUGCCCGUGUGGGCCGACCCGUCUGACCGCGAGGUGCGCGUUGACAUCAGCGCCCGGGCGCGGCUGAGGAAGCUGCGCGCCGACAAGGGGCAGGGCGAGGUGUCCGGCACCGCAUACGAGGCUGCGCUGCGGCGCCAGCACGCGGCGCUGCACGGCGGCGCGGGCUGGGCGGCGCUGCCGUCAGAGCGGCGGCGGCGGCGGCAGCAGGAGCGCGAGCGCGGGCGGGGGCGCGGCGGCGGCGCAGGGGAGUCGGGCGCGUCGGACGAGGGGGAGGACGCGGAGGACGGCGCGGCGGAGCGGCUGCUGCGCGGCGCCGGCGGCCUGCUCGCCGGGCGCGCCGCCGCGGCCUGA
Messenger RNA from Monoraphidium neglectum, 912 nucleotides. RefSeq lists its product as hypothetical. The transcript is spliced from 3 exons. The record is from RefSeq and is a predicted model, not a curated record. Gene Ontology annotation, biological process: rRNA processing. The annotation marks the transcript as partial. NCBI's taxonomy places the organism in Eukaryota, Viridiplantae, Chlorophyta, Chlorophyceae, Sphaeropleales, Selenastraceae. Gene Ontology annotation, cellular component: Pwp2p-containing subcomplex of 90S preribosome; small-subunit processome.